Messenger RNA from Puntigrus tetrazona (Sumatra barb), 2068 nucleotides. RefSeq names its product v-akt murine thymoma viral oncogene homolog 3b (gene akt3b). Gene Ontology annotation, molecular function: ATP binding; protein serine/threonine kinase activity. The coding region runs from base 482 to 1921 and encodes 479 amino acids. The record is from RefSeq and is a predicted model, not a curated record. NCBI's taxonomy places the organism in Eukaryota, Metazoa, Chordata, Actinopteri, Cypriniformes, Cyprinidae. Gene Ontology annotation, biological process: protein phosphorylation. The transcript has 14 exons.
UAGGCUUCGGGAAAUUCGCGUGCUGGAGACGGGGUGCGCCGUCACCGCGCUUUCUGCAUCGGGUUACGCCAUCAUUCAUCCAGGGUCAUUCGGUUCACCGGGGUAACGGAGAUGAUGGCCACAUCACGGGCGCGCGUGCCUCCGUGCUCCUCAUGACCGACCGGCGGCGUCGGCAGCAGCAGCAGCAGCAGCAGCGUGCGGGUUUGGGUUUGUCUCACACCGGGCUGGCGCGGAACCGAUCCCACCGUCUGGCGGAGCGUCUGCCAGGCUGAGUCACCACUGGAGUGUCUGAAGGGUCGAGAGAGAGAGAGAGAGAGAGAGUGAAGUGAAGGAGGAGGCUGAGACGUUACAUCACAGCGUGGCAGAGAAAGUGAGAGGAAGAGUGUGAGAGAACAGGGGAGCCGAGCGAGGGAACAGGACAGAACCGCCAGCAGGAAGUCGAGCACUGGAGUGACCCUUGAACUCUGACCUCGCAGCCAACAUGAACGACCAGAACGUAGUGAAAGAGGGCUGGGUGCAGAAGAGAGGUGAAUACAUUAAGAACUGGAGGCCGCGCUACUUCCUGUUAAAGACGGACGGCUCGUUUAUUGGAUAUAAGGAGAAGCCGCAAGACGCAGAUCUGGCGUAUCCGCUCAACAACUUCUCCGUGGCCAAGUGUCAGCUGAUGAAGACGGAGCGGCCGAAGCCCAACACCUUCAUCAUCAGGUGUCUGCAGUGGACCACCGUGAUCGAGCGCACGUUUCACGUGGACACGCCUGACGAGAGGGAUGAGUGGGUCGAGGCCAUUCAGAUGGUGGCGGACAAGCUGGCCAAACAGGAAGAGGAAGGAAUCCUCUGUAGCCCCAUCUCUCAGAUCGAAAACGUCAACGAGGAAGAGAUGGACACGUCGACCAGCCAUCACAAACGAAAGACAAUGAACGACUUUGACUAUCUGAAGCUGCUGGGUAAAGGCACGUUUGGGAAGGUGAUUCUGGUGCGGGAGAAGGCCAGCGGCACAUAUUAUGCAAUGAAGAUCCUGAAAAAGGAGGUUAUUAUUGCCAAGGAUGAAGUCGCUCACACGCUCACCGAGAGCAGGGUCCUGAAGAACACGAGGCAUCCGUUUCUUACUUCGCUGAAAUACUCAUUUCAGACGAAGGACCGUUUAUGUUUUGUUAUGGAGUACGUGAACGGAGGAGAGCUGUUUUUUCAUUUGUCGAGAGAGCGCGUGUUUUCGGAGGACAGAACCCGUUUCUACGGCGCCGAGAUCGUUUCUGCGCUGGAUUACUUGCACUCUGCGAAGAUUGUUUACCGCGACCUGAAGCUGGAAAACCUGAUGUUGGAUAAGGACGGUCACAUAAAGAUCACUGAUUUCGGCCUGUGCAAGGAGGGCAUCACGGACACGGCCACCAUGAAAACGUUCUGCGGGACCCCGGAGUAUCUGGCCCCCGAGGUGCUGGAGGACAAUGAUUACGGGAGAGCGGUGGACUGGUGGGGUCUGGGGGUCGUCAUGUAUGAGAUGAUGUGUGGACGCCUCCCCUUUUAUAAUCAGGACCAUGAGAAGCUGUUUGAACUGAUUCUGAUGGAGGAGAUCAAGUUUCCCAGAACCCUCUCUGCAGACGCCAAGUCUUUACUGUCUGGAUUACUCAUCAAAGACCCCAAUAAGAGGCUCGGAGGAGGCCCGGACGACGCGAAGGAAAUCAUGAGACACAGUUUCUUCACUACACUGGACUGGCAGGACGUCUAUGACAAAAAGCUGGUACCACCGUUCAUGCCACAGGUCUCGUCUGAGACGGACACCAGGUAUUUCGACGAGGAGUUCACGGCGCAGACCAUCACCAUCACCCCUCCAGAGAAGUACGACGAGGACGGGAUGGACUCGGCCGAUAGCGAACGGAGACCACAUUUCCCACAAUUCUCGUAUUCAGCCAGCGGGCGGGAGUGAUGUCAUCGAAUAACGCCGUUUAAGGAGCCCCUCGUAGCCAUGCUAGAAAGAGCCCCCUCUCUCCUCCUCCUCCGUUGAGUUACCGAUAGUCAUAGCGAGUCCUUUUUGUUGCUUUCUGUUGGUUUUAGUUUUUUUUUUCGUGGGAAU